AUGAAGUUCACUGCCAUCAUUGCAUCCCUCUGCCUGGUCGCGGCACCCUUCGCCGUCGCAGAGGAAACCACCACCUCAACCGCAACCACGACCAUCACCAAGACCCUGGUCCGUGUCAACUCCGCAACCCCAACUCCCAGCAUGUCUAGCAUGACCACCAUGACUGCGACGACAUCGACUCCUCUGUCGCGCGCGGACUCUACUUCCUCCGCUCCAGCCACAACUUCGUCCGGCGCCGCAGCCCACAUUGGUGCUGGCAUGCCAGCUGCCUUGGCUGCCGCUGGCUAUAUCGUGGUGAUGGUGGGCCAGGCCCUAUGA
Messenger RNA from Penicillium bovifimosum, 318 nucleotides. RefSeq lists its product as uncharacterized. The record is from RefSeq and is a predicted model, not a curated record. Lineage: Eukaryota; Fungi; Ascomycota; Eurotiomycetes; Eurotiales; Aspergillaceae. The transcript has a single exon. Bases 1 to 318 code for a protein of 105 amino acids.